Molecule: messenger RNA, 2135 nt
Organism: Pogona vitticeps (central bearded dragon)
Lineage: Eukaryota; Metazoa; Chordata; Lepidosauria; Squamata; Agamidae
Source: RefSeq, a predicted model, not a curated record
AUGGCGGAGGAGAAGAAGGCCAAGGCGGGCGGGUGCGCGCAGCUGCCCACCGAGUCCAUGAAGGCGAUGGCCGAGGCGAUGGGCAUCGGGAAGGGGAGGGUAUGGGUUGGACAGUGGGGGGGGUGCAAGGAGGCAGGGAGGUCCUUCACCACGUUUGCUUGUUUUCUCUUGCAGCCACUGUACGGCUUCCACACUCAGGAAUUCAUCCCUUUCCGUUACGCCAGCGGUGGGGGCCGUGAGCUCUAUUUCUAUGAGGAGAAGGAAGUGGACCUGAGUGACAUCAUCAACACCCCACUUCCCCGCGUCCCCCUUGACGCCUGCCUCAAGGCUCACUGGCUGAGCAUCGAAGGAGUUCAACCUGCCAUCCCAGAAAACCCACCCCCAGCCCCCAAGGAGCAGCAGAAAGCCGAGGCCACAGAGCCCCUGAAAGCUACGAAGCCUGGCCAGGAGGAGGACGGGGCCCUCAAGGGCAAAGGGCAAAAUGCCACAGCACCUGAGGGCAAAGGGAAAGAGAAGAAAGGGCCCCUCUUGGAGGGAGCCCCUCUGAAGCUGAAGCCACGCAGCAUCCAUGAGCUCUCGGUGGAGCAGCAGCUGUACUACAAGGAGAUCACGGAAGCAUGUGUGGGCUCCUGCGAAGCAAAGCGGGCGGAAGCCCUCCAGAGCAUUGCCACUGACCCUGGCCUGUACCAGAUGCUGCCCCGCUUCAGCACCUUUAUCUCUGAAGGGGUGCGUGUGAAUGUGGUGCAGAACAACCUGGCCCUCCUGAUCUACCUCAUGCGGAUGGUGAAGGCCCUGAUGGACAACCCCACCCUCUAUUUGGAGAAAUACCUUCAUGAGCUGAUUCCUGCCGUGAUGACCUGCAUUGUCAGCCGGCAGCUCUGCCUGCGGCCAGAUGUGGACAACCACUGGGCCCUCCGCGACUUUGCUGCCCGUCUCAUCGCCCAGAUCUGCAAGAACUUCAGCACCACCACGAACAACAUCCAGUCACGGAUCACCAAGACUUUCACCAAGAGCUGGGUGGAUGAGAAGACCCCGUGGACCACACGGUACGGCUCGAUUGCUGGCCUUGCAGAGCUUGGACAUGAUGUGAUCAAGACACUGAUCCUGCCUCGGCUGCACGUGGAAGGCGAGCGCGUCCGCGCUGUGUUGGAGGGCCCUGUGGUCAGCAACAUCGACAAGAUUGGGGCUGACCAUGUCCAGAGCCUCUUACUGAAGCACUGCGCGCCAGUCCUAGCCAAGCUGCGCCCCCCACCUGACAACCAGGAGGCCUACCGGGCGGAGUAUGGGUCACUGGGCACCCUCCUCUGCACUCAUGUGGUCAAGGCGCGGGCCCAGGCUGCCCUGCAGGCUCAGCAGGUGAACCGUACCACCCUGACCAUCACUCAGCCCCGCCCAACGCUGACUCUCUCCCAGGCUCCUCCAGGGGGUGGCAGCAGCAGCAGCAGCAGCAGCACCUCCUCCUCCUCCAGAGCCCCCAGCAUCAUCAAGGUGCCCAGUGCCAUUACGCUGCCAGUGCAGACGCUGGUCUCAGCCACUCGCCCUGCCACUCCGACACAACCCUCCCCACCACCCACCAAGUUUAUUGUCAUGUCCUCGGCCUCUGGCACCUCCACCUCCCAGCAGGUAAUCACGCUUAGUGGGGGGCCCACCAGCACCUCCACCUCCCCAGUCACUACGACAGUCCCCAGCACACAGCCCCUGGUGAAGCUGGUCUCGGGUGGGCAGGCAGCCCCCAGCCCUCCGGUCUCAAGCAGCGUCCAGAAGUACAUUGUUGUGUCCCUCCCUCCAGCCACUGAAGGCAAAGGGGGAAGUGCACAGCUGUCGCCCUCCUCGUCCUCCUCUUCCUCUGCUUCCACCCCACCCAGCCUGGCCCUUCCUGGCAGCGGCAGCAGUGUCAAGCAAGAGCCGAGCGACAGCCCCCAGCCCCUUGGGAACAGCACAGCCGCCAGCAUCACGGCCACCACAGCGGCCACGACCUUCCUGGCCAAAGCGAAUGGGGGCCCCAGCAUGCUGCCCCCGGGGUCACCUCAGCCCACCCUGUAAGGAGCCAGGAGGAUCAGAGCAGCUCUGUGCCAAAGGCCAGGAGGGGACCUCCCUUCUUCUGACAUGGCUUCUUAACACCUCGGCAAAGGUGG